AUGUCCCAGAGCCUGGAGUUUAACCAGUUAACCGUAUUGUUAAUGCUUAUUCAUAUUGGAAUAUUAACUGAAACAAGCGUCGUACCUAUUGCAUAUAUACCAGAUGAAACAAUCGUAAAACCCUGUAGAUCUGGUACAGCUGAUUGUAUGUUCGGGGAUUGUAAAAAAAUUUGGAUGCGGAAAGUGGUGAUUGGUGUAAUAUCUACCCGCCAGAACGUAUGCCAUGGAGAGGUCUACUGCGAACAGAAGGCAAAGAUGAAAUCACUCCAGUUAUUCAAGGCCGGAGAAAAUUUCGUUCAUUACUCGAUACAUGGAAUGAGCUAA
Molecule: messenger RNA, 324 nt
Organism: Trichobilharzia regenti
Lineage: Eukaryota; Metazoa; Platyhelminthes; Trematoda; Strigeidida; Schistosomatidae
Source: the annotation of a GenBank genome assembly